Neopelma chrysocephalum (saffron-crested tyrant-manakin) is the source of this 4190-nucleotide messenger RNA. Its product is annotated as zinc finger protein ZIC 5-like. The record is from RefSeq and is a predicted model, not a curated record. Gene Ontology annotation, molecular function: RNA polymerase II cis-regulatory region sequence-specific DNA binding; DNA-binding transcription factor activity, RNA polymerase II-specific. Gene Ontology annotation, biological process: central nervous system development; regulation of transcription by RNA polymerase II. Gene Ontology annotation, cellular component: nucleus. Lineage: Eukaryota; Metazoa; Chordata; Aves; Passeriformes; Pipridae.
AUCGAGAUCCGUCCAAUCCCUCCGGCGCGGUGUCCGAGCCGUAUUCCCCAGCGCGCCGCCGGAGUGUGGUGAGGGUUCUGCCAAUCGCGGGCGGGCAGAGCGGGGCCAGGGAUGCGCGGGGCUCGGAGCGCAGACAAAAGAAGUUAAAGAGCCGCUUAAUAUAUACAUGUUUUUGAAGGCGGGUAAAGGGAAAAAAAUAACAACAGCGAGCGUAGAUGGGCUUGGCUGUGUCGUUAUGGAGCCCCCUUUGAGCAAGAGGAACCCGACACUGAGAUUAGCGGAUUUGGCAGCGUCUCAGCCCCAUCCUCACCAGAACAUGACAGGCUUCCCGGGGCUGGGGAACCACCACGUCCACCCCCACCACGCGGCCCACCUCCACCCCGGGGACGCGGGCGGCGACCCCGGCGGCGCCCUCACGCCGCUCGGACCCGAGCACAUGGCGCAGCCCGCCGCCCUCAAGCUCACACCCGAGGCGCUCACCGCCGCCGCCGCCGCCUUCGCCGCGCCCGCGCCACCACCACCGCCGCCACCGCCGCCGCCACGGCCGCCGCCGCCACGGCCGCCGCCGCCACCACCGCCGCCGCCUACGCGCCGCCCGCCGCCGCCCUCCCGGGAUACCCGUCGGGGGGGGGCGGCGGGACGGGACUUCCUCCUGCGGCGGGAGCUUCCCGCUGCCGCCGCCGCCGCCGUCCACGGGGCACUGGGAGAGCAGCACCCGCCCGUCGGCUCCCCCCACCUUCCGCACCCGCCACCCCACGGCGUCUUCAUCUCGGCCGCGGGCACCUACGGCGCAGCCGACGGGGCGCACGCCGCCUUCCCGCCGCCGCCGUCCGGCGAGCAAGGCGCGCCCGCCGGCCGCCACCCGCCGCUCAACGGGCAGAUGCGCCUGGGGCUGGCGGCCGCCGCCGGGGAGCUCUACGGGCGCGCCGAGGCGCACUACGGGGCUGCCGCCGCCUCCUCCUCCUCGGCGUUGCAAGGCUACGGCUCCGUCAACCUCAACCUGGCGGCGGCCGGCCACGGGCACCCGCACCACCCCCAUCCCCACCACCACCACCAUCACCACCACCACCAUGCCCACGUCGGGGCGGCGGCGGCGGCGGCCGGGGCCUUCCUGCGGUACAUGCGACAGCCCAUCAAGCAAGAGCUGAUCUGCAAAUGGAUCGACCGGGAUCCGCCUCCGCCGCCGCCACCGGGCGGUAGGAAGCCUUGCUCCAAAACUUUCAGCACGAUGCAGGAGCUGGUGAGCCAUGUCACCGUGGAGCACGUCGGCGGGCCCGAGCAGAGCAGCCACGUGUGCUACUGGGAGGAGUGUCCCCGCGAAGGCAAGCCCUUCAAAGCGAAAUACAAACUCAUCAACCACAUCCGAGUGCACACGGGAGAGAAGCCCUUCCCCUGCCCCUUCCCCGGCUGCGGGAAGGUCUUCGCUCGUUCCGAAAACCUCAAGAUCCACAAGCGGACUCAUACAGGGGAGAAGCCUUUCAAGUGCGAGUUUGACGGCUGCGAGAGGAAGUUCGCCAACAGCAGCGACCGCAAGAAGCACUCCCACGUCCACACCUCGGACAAGCCCUACUACUGCAAGAUUCGCGGCUGCGACAAGUCUUACACCCACCCCAGCUCCCUGCGGAAGCACAUGAAGAUCCACUGCAAGUCCCCACCGCCCUCCCCGCCGCCAGGCUCACAGGGCUAUGCGGCGGCGGGGCUCCCCGACUGCCCACUGCCCCCCGAGGCCGACCCGGCCGCCGAGCCGCCCCGUGGCCGCGCCGCCGCCCUGUCCCCGCCGGUCACCAACCUCAGCGAGUGGUACGUCUGCCAGGCCGGGGGGGCUCCCCGCCGGCCCCGCACCCCCUCCAGCCGCGACACCUCCCCGGCUUCCGAGGAGGACGAGCCCCAUAGGACCUCGGGGGGCAGAACUGCUCCCUAGGGCCAUGCUGAGCCGCGCCAAGCUGCCGCCGGUGGCCCAGCCCCACCACAGUGGCCUGGGCUGCAGCAGCCACCUGGCAUGGGGGGUUGCUCUGGAAGUGUCAUCAGGUUUGACUCGCGCUAUUUAUUCCAUGUAUGAAACCCUAUGGUGUUUAUACGGUAACUAAUUUAAUUAAAGAGACUUGGACCUUUUUUUUUUCCCUUUGGUAAGAAGAAGCAUUGUAAUGCCAGGCUGGGCCAUCUCAGCCACUCGCGCUGCACGGUGUGCAGGGGGACAGUGCCAAGGGAGAUAUCCUUCUCCUAUCCUGCCCGUGCCCAUUGCUCUUAUCAAGAGAGUUUGCUGGUGAAGGCUGCGAGCUGGCAGAGCCCAGCCGCUCUCUGGAGUGGCUCUUAAAUACCUUAGCUGCCACUCAGCGCCUCCUCUUUGGCCUGGGUAAAGCCCCAGGUCAGCAGCAGCCUCCUGACUGUAAAGCAGCACCUGCUAAAAUCCAGCCAAUCGAGGACAGGUUGUGCAUCCCUCAAAAUAAAAUUAAAUAAAUGCAUUUUCCUACCCCUCUUGAAGUUCAGCUCCUUUGUAAUUGAUGGUUUCUCUCCCGAGUCAGUGGGUCCCACCUGCACCCGGCGUUUUCUCUGCAGCCUUCUUUCUUUCUCCCUUAGUCCUAACCAUGUGCAAACGAUUUAGGGAAGAAAAGACAAAAGAUGCAGGACUCCUUUAUCACUCCUACAUGGUUUGUACGUGUAUGGCUCCUAAUCCAGAGAAUAAGAGAAACCCGCUGCUAUUUGACAACUGUGAUAUUGUGAUACAUUUUGGAUAUAUUUUUUUUUUAAACACAAAGACAGACAGCGAAUUUCCCUUUUCUCGGGCUUGGUAUUAUUAAUACUCUGGUUGUUAUUGCUUUUUAAAGUUUGUCUCGCAGAGGAAGACUUUGUCUCAUCCUCCCUCCAGCCCCUUCGGGAUUGGGAAGGGGAGCAGCCCCCCAGGUCCAGCGAGUCCUGGAGUAGGGGGCAGGGAUAGAGGGAUUGUCUUUUUAUUAUUAUUUUUAUAUAUAUUAUUUCCUCUCUCCAACCGAGCCGAUGCCUGCGCGCUUUUCACCAUCCCCCUGAAGUGGCUCGGCAGAGUCACCUGGGAGGAGGGGACAGGAGCUGCUGGGAAAGAAGCGAGGGGUGGGGAAGCAGGCUGCCGUCGGGGUUCUAACUGCCCCCCAGCCCCAAGGGCCCAGCCCAGCGGCCGAGGGGCUGCGGGGCGCGGGGGACACUCCGGCCUGUCGCCCAUCCGUCAGGAGCCAGGCGCAGGGCGCAAAUGAAGUAAAGAGCACUAAUUCCUCCUCAGAGACCCUGAGAGGAGAAGCGGCAGCCUCCCUCCCCUCCCCCAGGGCUCGACGAAAUGUGUUUUGUGUGCCGUGAAUGGUAGAUGUCGUCUUGUCAUUGUUAAUAACGUGUAUGUGAACGCGAUUAUUUUGUACAGUCGAAUUAAUUUAUUUUCUGACAUCACCCUUUUUCUUUCUUUUUUUUCCCCCUCCCCUGGAACAGUACAGAGCACACCAAAGAAUUUUCUUAUUAAUUUUGGUGAUAGAUUGUUGUUUAUGAUGCUGUGGUUUGUAAAAAAACAAACAAAAUUAUAUUUUUCAGCUUACUUGAAAGACUGAUGUAAUGUGAAACAGACUCUUCCUGCAUGUGCUCCGUGCGGUGUGUUGGUGCUGAUAUAUAUAUGUAUAGUUCAUAGAGAUAUUAUAUUAUUAGUACAGUGCAUGGUGCUGUCACUCUGGAAGCCUUUAAACGUUGUCUUCAUAUUGUUGUGUUGGAUCUAAAGAAGCAGGUGUUACUUUAAAAACAAACAGAAAACUUGAAUAGAAAAUAAUUUUUUAAAGUUCAUUCGAUUUGCUUUUUAUUCGUUUUUCAAAGCCCAUUUGAAUAAAUAGAAAAUAAUAAAGGAAGGUAUGGACUUUUUAAAGAAUAAUUUAUGUAAUGUAAUCUUAUUAGAGAUAUAUUGGUGCUGAUUUAUAAACGAACUUUUUAAUUUAUGCAUUUUUUUAACAACAGAUUGCACUAUACAUUACGACAUGGCAGGGUUUAUAAACUGUGGCUCGGGGGGAUAUAUCACUAUUUUUAUGUACUUGCUACACGUAGGGUUACACAAUUCCCCAACAAUUUUAUGACACAUGAUACCUCCUAAAUAAAAAAUGCUAAUUUAAAAUUUUUCAUCUCUGUAAACGCCAUAAAAAGCAAAAAAAAAUUAUCAUGCAAAUGAAUAAAAAUAUUAUUCCUAUGUA